This is a messenger RNA of Penicillium daleae, 3123 nucleotides long. RefSeq names its product Hsp70 family protein. NCBI's taxonomy places the organism in Eukaryota, Fungi, Ascomycota, Eurotiomycetes, Eurotiales, Aspergillaceae. The record is from RefSeq and is a predicted model, not a curated record. The transcript has 12 exons. Bases 1 to 3123 code for a protein of 1040 amino acids.
AUGAGGCGUCAGCACUAUAAUCAGAAGCAUCAGUGUAUCACCGCAUCAGUGGUGGACGCAGAAUGUGAUGCGUUUCCAUCGUACAUCCGCGUCCUGCCAGAGAAUCUCUCUCGCCAUCUAUUAGAGAAGCAUCGCUUACAGGCCAGUAAGCGAGGACGAAUUGCAUCCUCUAGUGAAUUAGACUCGGUCGCCACCUCCAAUGCUGGUGCGGUACAGCUACCUGAUGGGAGAGAGGAGAUUCAUGGGCUGCCGACCGUGUUUGGUCGCCUGCUCAAAGAACUCGGUCCUAGCUAUUACCUCCCUAGGGUGCAGGACGAGCCGUCUUUAUUCCUGAUCUGUGAGAGUAUCGGACAGGUUCUAGAGAAAACGAUGACCGUCCUCGUGCAUGACCAGAACGUAGAGGCCCGAUACCUCAGCCGGCGCAAGGCACGACUCGUCAAUACCUUUACGCGGAGGGAGACCUCCCAAGAUCCCAUCACUGAACUACAGAACCAGCAGUCUCGUCGGAAAUAUAUCGACACUUGGCAGAGGCUGAUCUGCUAUUGGGACCGCCUCGAAGCAUGGUGCGAGGUAACUGAGGCCGCGAGCGAACUCACCAGUCGAACAGAUCCCGAUAGCGACGAGGUGAACACCGAGGCUUUCCAUGACCGGCUCGAUCGGGCUGUUCUCGAGUUCAGCCAGGCUAUUAUCCAACACUCUGUGCGCCAUUGCAAGUUUGAUUCCGUCUUUAUGUCGUAUGCUGCCGUGCGGUUCUGGAGCCAUAAGCAAGGUGCACGGAUGCUCAUGGUGGUACUUGCCCAAGUGGUAGCGGAGGCCGAGGAUGACCGGGACACGGACACUGGUGCUAUGAUCGUCGAUAUUCGGGAUCAGUGGUUGUUGAAUGACACGGAAGGUCCCGUGGUUGAAUUGCAGGAGAACCGGCUACCCGGCUUCCGGAUUGGCGAGACCGGAGUUCCCCCAGCACAGCUCCGCUGGCAUGCGGAUGGAGAGACACUGUUAAUCCCGCGCAUGAAUCACGUGAUUGCACACCAAGAAGUCCCGCAUGGCGCGUCUUGUCUUCUGGCACAUUUAACACCUUUGCAUUCGGGGCAAUCCUCGACUCCGCUCCGUGUCAUGAGCGACCAAGAUGCCGAUCUACACAUCGCGUUUGACCCGGGCACAACCACCUGGACUGUGUGUUGGAAGUGGUCCUGUAGCCUGACGGUUCACACUCUCAAGUUUAGCUCAACCUACUCGGAAAAGGAUAAUGAGGAACUCGACGCCACGGUGGGCCGGUCACAGAGCAACUGGCAUUAUGGUCUUGAUGUAAGAUAUCUGGAUGUCCAGAAGUUUGAAAACAUCAAGCUCGGGAUUCUGGGCCAAGAACCCUACACGAGUGAAUUGAAGCAAUCGUUUCAGGCCACGGCUCGGGCCUAUGGGGCGGCGGAGACGCCCGCCACUCUCUUUGAAAAUCUAUUCAAACACAUUCUCGCGACGCUAGCAGAACGGUACUUAGAGGUACCGGAGAGUGAGGGCUUGAUUCGUGGUCGGCGCUUCCAAGAUAUUCGGAAGCACUGCUGGGUUACUUACCCGGUCCGUCACAAUAACUCAUUACGAAUCAUUCUCUUCGAGGCGGCGCUCGCCGCGGGAUUCAAUCGUGUGGAGGGGGUCUCCGAGUCCAUGGCGGCUGCCCACUUCGUGGCCUUGCACACUAAAGGCCAACUCUUUACUGUCGACAAGACAGCCCUAAUCGGUGAUUGUGGAGGCGGAAGCACGGACUUUGUGGGUGUGCGCCGGGAACUGGAGGGAUGGAUUCGACAGGCGUGGCUCAGCCAGGGUGGACUGAUGGUCAAUCGUGCCUUCCAAGAGUGGCUAUACGAUACUUUCUCUGAUAAAGAUCUUCUGACAGCGCCUCGCUCUUGGCCCACGAUCUCAUUCGAGUUCGAAGGCUGUAAACGGGUGUUCAAUGGGGUGGACCCUGUCCACUUGGACGUAUUUGGCGAAAGAAUUCAGAUCAGCGUUGAAACCAUGACUGGUUUUUUCCAGGACCUGAUAGAGGGUAUUCUGAGGGUGUUCUGGGACCAAUACACUGCCGCUCAAGAUCAGGGCCACGCGGCCGACUUCUUCUUCCUCUGCGGCGGACCAGCCCGAAAUAAGUGGUUUGCCAAGAGUAUCUUCGACGAGAUACAGAAACGGGAGCCUAAUAUAAUGUGUGCUGCGGAAACGCACGUGGGCACCGUAGCCCAAGGGGCGCUUUCGUUUGCGCAUAACCCGAUCCGAGAAACUAGCGUUGCCGGUGAGGACGUUGGCCUGACGUUUUUGAUGGACCGAUCCGUGUCGGGCGUCGAGUUAAGCGGAGAUCGCGUGGAAGAGGCUAUAGGGUGGGUUAUCGAAAAGGGCCAACCGGCCGGUGACGGCAGUCGCGUCGAAUUGAUAAAAACGGUCUACCGUGACCGGCCCGGCCGACCCAACCGGGUCAUCUCGUCUGAUUUAUACACCACCAACGACCAAUUCAACCGAGCAAACAUGAGGUCGGAUCAUGAUGUCGAUUGGGAUUGUCGCAUCACCUAUCCGUUGGUUGGCGUUCACUCCCAUCUGGUAUACCUCGGCCGCAUCGAAGCCAACAUCCCGCAUGACGAAUUGUUCCCUGCGUCUACUACGCACCGCGAGAUCGAGGCGCGUUUUAUAUUUUCCAUUAAGCCUGAAGGACAGCUACUGAAGGUGGAAGUUUUGAUCCAGCGCGAGAAUGACUCGCUGCUGCUCACAAAAUCUUACGUGCCGGCGGCCAGCUGGAUACCUCAAUCUGAACUGGACUUGGAGCCUGGCCAUCACGAUGGCACGCUGGCCUUCUUCCCUCGUGCCAAGCGGCGACGUCGGGAUAAAAGGGGAAGACGUGUGCUUUCCACGAUGAACACCAACAUUCGCGAGGAUCCCCCCGUGGCGACCUGUCCUGCGAUUACACCUGCCUCACUGGUGGUCCCUUUCGUCGGAACUGAGAACGAAAUUCCGUCGGUCACUGUCGACCACCGUCCAGUCGAGAACGACAAUUCCGCAAAUGGUAUUUCCUUGCCGCCGGGUCGCAAAAUUGUCCGUCACAGCCUAGGACCUAGGAACAUGGCUUUUCUACUCUCGCCUCCCGAUUAG